Lingula anatina is the source of this 347-nucleotide messenger RNA. Its product is annotated as tetraspanin-18-like. NCBI's taxonomy places the organism in Eukaryota, Metazoa, Brachiopoda, Lingulata, Lingulida, Lingulidae. Gene Ontology annotation, cellular component: plasma membrane. The record is from RefSeq and is a predicted model, not a curated record.
CAGUGCCGCGAUUUUGCUGUGAGAUGACGGCGGAAGGGAAGGAAAAGUUCCAACUGGGGAAGAUGACGUCAAUAGAUGACAACGACUACGUGGACCUAUACGGUUGCGCCACGUCACCAAAUGACGUCAACUCUAAUAUUCAGACGGGGUGUUACAAUGCAGUGAAGCAAGUGAUAGAAAACCACCUCGGGUUAGUGAUAGGGAUCGGGGUAGGAAUCGCCCUGUUGGAGCUGUUGAUCAUAAUAUUUUCCUGCUGGUUGUCUUGCUGUUACAACAAAGAGGACGAAGACGAUUACAGAUACGAAAAACCCAUGUCUACCAUGGAGGAGGAGACGGCGAAUAUUUAA